Molecule: messenger RNA, 992 nt
Organism: Chaetomium strumarium
Lineage: Eukaryota; Fungi; Ascomycota; Sordariomycetes; Sordariales; Chaetomiaceae
Product: tetrapyrrole methylase
Exons: 2
Coding region: 129-992 (287 amino acids)
Biological process (GO): protein histidyl modification to diphthamide
Molecular function (GO): diphthine synthase activity
Source: RefSeq, a predicted model, not a curated record
AAUAAAAGCUUCGGCGGGGUAAAUGUUUUAUCUUGACAUUCGAGUCGCAUGUGAGACUUACCUAUUGCAAUUGGGCUCGGAGCACUAUUCAAAGGAGCUUGAUUGUUGCGCGUCGAAUACCACACAAGAUGCUCUACCUUGUCGGUCUCGGGCUCUCAGACGAGACGGAUAUCACCGUCAAGGGCCUCGAGAUAGUGAAGAAGGCUUCCCGGGUGUACCUCGAGGCUUAUACCAGCAUCCUACUCGUGGAUCAGUCUGUUCUUGAAUCCUACUAUGGGCGCUCCAUCGUAGUUGCCGACCGUGAAAUGGUCGAGUCGAACAGCGACGAGAUCCUUCGCGAUGCCGCAAAUGUCGACGUGGCUUUUCUGGUCGUCGGUGACCCAUUUGGUGCGACAACACACACUGAUUUGGUUCUUCGCGCGCGCGAACUCGGCGUCCCGGUUCGGACUGUCCCGAACGCCUCCAUCUUGUCCGGGAUUGGCGCAACGGGUCUCCAGCUGUACAGUUUCGGCCAGACGGUCAGCAUGGUCUUCUUCACUGAUAACUGGCGGCCAGCCAGCUUCUACGAUCGCAUCAAAGAGAACAGGGACAUAGGCCUGCACACCCUCAUUCUCCUCGACAUCAAGGUCAAGGAGCAGAGCCUGGAAAACCUGGCCCGUGGCAGGAAGAUCUACGAGCCGCCACGCUACAUGACGGUGGGCACCUGCGCGAGGCAGAUGCUCGAAAUUGAGGAGGAGAAGGGCCAAGGCGUCUAUGGGCCAAACAGUCUAGCCAUCGGUGCUGCUCGCGUGGGUGGCAAGACAGAGAAGUUUGUUGCCGGUACGCUGCAGGAGCUCGGUGACGUAGACGAUAUGCUUGGCCCACCGCUGCACAGCUUGGUUCUCCUGGGAAGGAGAACUCAUGAGCUGGAACAUGAAUUUGUCCGCGAAUUCGCUGUCAACAAGGAGAACUGGGACAGAAUAUGGAAGUCAGAUUACGCCGGCAAGCAGUAA